Ramularia collo-cygni is the source of this 981-nucleotide messenger RNA. RefSeq lists its product as uncharacterized. The record is from RefSeq and is a predicted model, not a curated record. NCBI's taxonomy places the organism in Eukaryota, Fungi, Ascomycota, Dothideomycetes, Mycosphaerellales, Mycosphaerellaceae. Gene Ontology annotation, molecular function: protein binding. Bases 1 to 981 code for a protein of 326 amino acids. The transcript is spliced from 2 exons.
AUGGACCACGAUUCGCCUCCACUUGAUCCGUUUGCUAUGCCUCGAUUGGAGGAUCUGCCUCCAUUCGAUAUGUCUCUGUUCGAAGGAUCUCAGCCUAUUCCACCGCCAAAGGUCGUUAGUGACGAACAGCACAUACGUAAUCGACUGCUUCAGCCCUGGACCGAGCUCACCAAAGCGGAAUCACUCUGCUAUGCUGGAGACGUGUGCGCCGCAACAACAACGAUCAAUCAUAUACUCGAUAAAGGCACACAGCCCGAUGAACUGCACUACUGCCUCUUGGCGGCCAUUCUCGCAGGCAGCGAGAGUCUGGUACGAGUACUCCUGGACAACGGCGUGCCCAUUGACUCCCAGAAUAUCAAGGCGGCGAUUCGACGAAAGUCCUCGACAAUGCUUUCGCUCUUUUUGCACCAUGGAUGGGACGUUAACGAGCAGGAGGAUUGGUGCACUCCCCCACUUCUCGAAUAUGCCGUCGCUGAAGUCCCGGAUGAACCUUUGAUACAAUGGUUUUUGGACAACGGCGCUGAUCCAAACACAACUUCACAAAUGGAUCUCACGCCACUCUCCACAGCUGUGUCCUUUGCGCCUUUGGCCAUCGUCAAGCAGCUCUUCGCCCAUUGCCCUCCGGACACCUUCUUCCAGGGACAGCUGCUCCACUGGGCCGCGGGUAGAAUAGCCGACGAUGCAGAAGAUGUUGUACGGCUGGUUCUCGAGCGCUGCCCGCCUGACAUUAACAAAAUAAAGUACGAAAACGAUGAGUUCUCGUUUGUAAUGCGUAGAUGUGCCGGCUUAGGAACUGCCCUUCACGAUGCUGCCACGUCCGGACACCCAAGCGUUGUUCAAAUGCUCCUCCAGAUGGGUGCGGAUGUCUCUAUCCGCGACUCCUGCGGAAAAACGGCUCUGGAAGUUGCGAAGGCGCAUGGCCAUCACGCUGCUGCCGAGUUGCUCCAAUGCGCCGAGAAGAGUCCCGCGGCGAAGAUGUAG